AUGACGGAUAUGACCGGAGAGGCGUUCAGUCGCCAGAGAUUUGAGUCUCUGCUCAAACGACGGUUCUUCUUCGCCGAGGCCUUUGAGAUUUAUCGUACAUCGGCCAGUGCCUCGACUGACAACCGUGGCCUAUACGACUAUGGCCCGCCCGGCUGCGCGCUCCAGGCCAACAUCGUCAACGAGUGGCGGAACCACUUCGUCAUCGAGGAGAACAUGAUGGAACUGGACUGCACAGUACUGACACCCGAGGUGGUUCUAAAAACGAGCGGACACGUCGAGAAGUUUGCCGACUGGAUGAGCAAAGACCCGGUCAAGGGCCAAUAUCUCCGUACCGACCACCUGAUUGAAUCUGUGCUUCGAGCGAGGUUAGCGAAAUACCAAAGCACAGCAGAAGUCGACUGUCAAGAAAAGUCCAGAAAGCUGGAUGAUGCCACGGCUACAGAGUAUGAAGAAAUCCUCGCCAAGAUCGACAAUUACGAUGGUCCUGAACUCGGCCAGCUCAUCAAGCAACACGACAUCCGCAACCCCGACGGCAAUGGCGAGGUUCUGUCGCCGAUUCCCUUCAAUCUCAUGUUCAAAUCCACCAUCGGUCCCAGCGCUGCAGCCCCGAUCUACCUCAGGCCCGAGACGGCACAGGGACAGUUUCUCAACUUCCGGAGACUCCUAGAGUUUGGCCAGGGCUCCAUGCCGUUUGCGUCUGCGAGCAUCGGAAAAUCAUACCGCAACGAAAUAUCGCCGCGUUCUGGCCUACUGCGAGUUAGAGAAUUCCUCAUGGCCGAGAUUGAACACUACGUAGACCCCGAGGCCAGCAAGUCUCACGAACGAUUUGCCGAGGUUGCAGAGGUAAACCUACCAUUGCUGGAUAAAGGCACCCAACAGUCUGGCAAAACUACCAUCGCCAUCAUGUCAAUUAGCGAAGCUGUCCAAACCGGCCUGGUGGAGAACGAAACUCUUGGCUAUUUCCUUGCGCGAGUAUAUCUUUUCCUCCUGAAUAUUGGAGCAGAUCAGAGUAAGCUCCGGUUUCGGCAGCAUCUUGAUAACGAAAUGGCCCAUUACGCUGUUGACUGUUGGGAUGCGGAGCUUCUAACAAGCUACGGCUGGAUCGAAUGCGUUGGUUGUGCAGAUCGAAGCGCAUACGAUCUCUCGGUUCAUUCGGAGCAGACAGGUACAAAACUUGUUGUGAAAGAGCCCCGAUCAGAGCCGAUUGAGGUGGAAGAAUGGCAGGCGACUCUGGAUAAGAAGCUCCUUGGCCCACGAUUUAAGAAGGACGCCAAAAAGGUCGAUGCCGCCAUGGCUUCGUUGGAUCAGCAAACGCUGGAGAAUCUAGCUGCGGAGCUAACCGAGAAAGCCGUCAUUACGGUUCCAACCGAGGAGUUGGCUGAUGGCAAAACUUCCGUGCAGCUUUCUGAUGACAUUUGUGUCAUCAAGAAGGUUACUCGAAUUGAGAGAAUACGUGAGUACACGCCAAAUGUCAUCGAGCCCUCGUUUGGCAUUGGGCGUAUCCUCUACAGUCUCUUGGAGCAUGUGUACUGGCAUCGGCCAAACGAUGUUGCGAGAGGAGUUCUUUCGAUUCCCAUUUCCGUAGCACCCACCAAGGUGCUCAUCGUCCCUCUCUCUAACAACCCCUCACUCCAGCCUGCGGUGAAAAAGCUUGCAGCCCGACUUCGGCGGCUAAGGAUCUCCAACAACGUGGACGCAUCAUCGACGUCUAUCGGCAAGCGAUACGCUAGGAAUGAUGAACUUGGAACCCCGCUGGGCAUUACAAUUGACUUCGAUACUGUGGAGGAUGGUUCGAUUACACUACGAGAAAGAGACUCAACUAGUCAAGUGCGAGCUUCGGAGGACGCCAUCAUUCAAGCUGUCUGCAAUUUGGUCAAUGGUAGCGAGUCAUGGGAGCAGGUUUCCCAGAGACUGCCGGCUUUUACUGGGCAAAUCCAGGAUGACUGA
This is a messenger RNA of Ilyonectria robusta, 1947 nucleotides long. RefSeq names its product glycyl-tRNA synthetase. The record is from RefSeq and is a predicted model, not a curated record. Gene Ontology annotation, biological process: mitochondrial glycyl-tRNA aminoacylation. Gene Ontology annotation, cellular component: mitochondrion; cytoplasm. NCBI's taxonomy places the organism in Eukaryota, Fungi, Ascomycota, Sordariomycetes, Hypocreales, Nectriaceae. Gene Ontology annotation, molecular function: ATP binding; glycine-tRNA ligase activity. Bases 1 to 1947 code for a protein of 648 amino acids. The transcript is spliced from 3 exons.